AUGGGUCGUAUUCGUACAAAGACAACAAAGAGAGCAGCUCGCCUUGUUAUUGAGCGCUUCUAUGGCCAACUCUCCUUCGAUUUCCAGGACAACAAGCGUGUUUGCGAUGCUGUCGCUGAUAUUCCAUCAAAGCGUAUGCGCAACAAAAUCGCCGGCUACGUUACCCACCUCAUGCGCCGUCUUGAGCGUGGCCCAGUUCGUGGCAUCUCCUUCAAGCUCCAGGAGCAAGAACGUGAGAAGCGUGAUAACUGGAUGCCAACAACCUCCAAGCUUAACGUUCCAAAGAUCCUCGUUGAUCCAGAAACAAAGGAAAUGCUCGCUGCCAUCGGCCUCGGCGAAAUGGAAGGUGUCGAAGUUUUCAUACGCCGCGCAGGUGCCCGCCAACAAUAA
Trichomonas vaginalis G3 is the source of this 390-nucleotide messenger RNA. RefSeq names its product ribosomal small subunit assembly. The coding region runs from base 1 to 390 and encodes 129 amino acids. The record is from RefSeq and is a predicted model, not a curated record. Lineage: Eukaryota; Parabasalia; Trichomonadida; Trichomonadidae. The transcript has a single exon. Gene Ontology annotation, biological process: translation. Gene Ontology annotation, cellular component: ribosome. Gene Ontology annotation, molecular function: structural constituent of ribosome.